Molecule: messenger RNA, 1688 nt
Organism: Brachypodium distachyon (stiff brome)
Lineage: Eukaryota; Viridiplantae; Streptophyta; Magnoliopsida; Poales; Poaceae
Product: nodulation protein H
Exons: 6
Coding region: 314-1390 (358 amino acids)
Source: RefSeq, a predicted model, not a curated record
CGGGCAUCAGCUAGCUCAAGGCACACGCAGUAGGUGGUCUCUCCGACUCCCCCCCCCCCGGGUUCUCUUCCACCAACGACUUAACCCCUCCUCCUUUCUCUCCGCCGGAUGCGAAAUUCCUGUGCCAUCCCGCUGCCUCCUCCCCCUCACAACCCACCCGACCACCGACCGAGCCGCCUCUUGUUCGUUAUUUUCCUGGCCUCUCUCCCCUCCCCUUCCAGGAAAGGGGAUUGGCCUGGGAAACUCCGCAGAGAUUUGGAUUUUUCGGUUGGUUAUGGAACAUGCGGUGCUUGAUGUUUGAUGGUAUUAUUCGAUGGAGGAGGCAGGCAGAGAUAAGGACGAGGCAGUCCUGGUGCGCGUGGAGGAUUUCAGUGCAGCCAAGGAUGCAGCAAAUGUGACCACGAAGCCUACAAGGAGAUAUCCGCUCGCGUCAUGGAUUGCUAUAUUGGCCUUGGCCACCCUUGUCGGCGUAUACAUAUUCUCGUUAUCUUUGAAGCAAAAUGGGAUGCUUUUUGGACUGAAGCAGACCAGCAUGAUUGAAAAAGAAAGGGAGAAACCUUGUCACCGCCCAAGCAUUCCAGAUACUGAGAUCCCUUAUGUGCACUAUCCUACACCGGAUACUUAUAGUAGGAAAGAAUGUGCAUGCACACCGGUUAGAUUCUUUGCUAUCUUGUCGAUGCAGAGGUCCGGAAGUGGAUGGUUUGAAACUUUGUUGAAUAGCCAUGAGAAUAUUAGCUCCAAUGGAGAGAUUUUCUCUGUCAAAGAAAGGCGUAGUAAUAUCACAUCGAUCACGAAAACACUGGAUAAAUUGUACAAUCUGGACUGGUUAAGUAGUGCUGCAAAAAAUGAAUGCACAGCCGCCGUAGGGCUGAAAUGGAUGCUCAAUCAGGGUCUAAUGAAACAUCAUCAAGAGGUAGUAGAAUACUUCAAUCGAAGGGGUGUUUCUGCAAUUUUCCUUUUAAGAAGAAAUCUUCUGCAGCGUUAUGUAUCUAUAUUGGCAAAUGAUCAUGAUAGAAGCACCAAGCAACUAAAUGGAACACACAAAGCUCAUGUGCAUCACAGAGGCCAGGCUGAUGUUCUUGCUCAGUAUAAGCCAACAAUCAGCACAAAAUCAUUGAUUGCUGAACUAAAGAGGUCUGAUAAGUUGGCAGCUGAUGCUUUGGUGAAUUUCAAGACUAUUCGGAAUAUUGUUCUGUACUAUGAGGAUGUUGUCAGCAAUCGCACUCUCACGGAUGUGCUGGAUUUUCUGAAAUUGCCAAAUAUAAAGCUUUCCAGUCGGCAUGUGAAAAUCCAUACUAAACGAUUGCGUGAUCAUAUUGAUAAUUGGAUUGAUGUUUAUAAUACUUUGAAUGGGACUCAGUAUGAGAGCUUCCUGAAUGGCCGGAGGUGACCAAACUAGCUAGCUGGUGUAAAUAAUGUUGUAGUGAGUUUUCCUUCUUCUGGGCCAUUUUUUCUCACGCUAUGGUUAGCACUUAGCAGAGAAGGUCAAAGUUGUCAAUUUUGGCCGUUUUGUGCUAAUCCAAAGGGCUAAGUUAUUUUUCGCAUACGCCCUAGCAUUUAUAUUAUUUAGUGGAUCAAUUAAUGGCUACCAUACAAAGGUAUGAUCAUCUUUACGUUUCCAGUCCCCUCCCCUUAGUUCAGUGUACACAAAUGGAUGAUGAUUACAUCUUGUUUUUGUAUCACUUUAA